This is a messenger RNA of Oxyura jamaicensis (ruddy duck), 5119 nucleotides long. It is a transcript of the gene ANKRD31, whose product is annotated as ankyrin repeat domain 31. The record is from RefSeq and is a predicted model, not a curated record. Gene Ontology annotation, molecular function: protein binding. NCBI's taxonomy places the organism in Eukaryota, Metazoa, Chordata, Aves, Anseriformes, Anatidae. Bases 78 to 3341 code for a protein of 1087 amino acids. The transcript is spliced from 22 exons.
AGGAGGGGGAGCGGGGCGGGGCGCGAUCGCGAGGCGCCCGCGGGACAGGGAGAGGAAGGGAGCGGGGCGGCGGCGCCAUGGGGGAGCAGGCAUGGGGCAGCGACAGCGACGAGACCGUGGUGGAGGGCUCGGUGGCGGAGAGCGACGUGGAGGAAGAGGAGUUCCGCAGGAGGAGGUUAACUAUUUUCGAUAAGGACAUGGAUUUAACAACUGAAAUAAAAAAUAAUGAAGGAGUUUCCUCUCCAGAAAUCCAUUUUAUGCAUAUAGCUCAUGAUCAUAUGUAUGGACUAAAUGUAAAACAGAUUUCACAGGAAAUAAGUUAUGAAGGUCUCUCUCCAGAAAAAAGCCUGCAUCCAGAUGCCUUUCUGGAGGAGAUAAUAGUAGUUCCAAAGGAACAGACACCACAGGAUUUAUUUCCACAUGCUUUAGAAGAUUGCCAGAGAACCUGCAUGACCGUGAUUGACACAGAUAACAGUGUAGAAGAACAAUCCUGUAAUAAUGAUACAGAUCUUUCAUUGGCAACCCUAGGAAAUGUUUUCACGGAACCACUAGUGUUCACUGAACAGAGCAUAGAGACUGCUGAACUUCAAGUCAAUGAUUUGUUGAGACCUCUCAGUGAUUCUGAGAGUCCUAAAACAAUAAACCAUCUGCACGACAUAUUAGACUAUCAGGGUCAUGUCUUUUCCAGUGAUAUUUCAGCAGAUGAGAACAGUGAUGCCCUUCCAGUAGAGCUUGUGACAGCUCUGAAUUCCUUGUCAGGAUCUGUAAUACAGUCUGACAAUCCUGUAGUGCCAAGCAAGAGACAGCUUACCACUGAGGAAGAGCAGUUACAUUCAGAAUCCAGUACUCCCCAGCAAGAUGAUGACUGUACGCAAAUAACAAACCUGCUUGAGCCUCAGCUUCCUACAAUUCAUGUGGAAGAAAUAAAAGCCUUAACAGGAUCUAAGUUGCAGAGGACAACAAAUGAGCAACUUGCGGGUGAUCAGCAGAAAGGCAAAGAAGCAAUUUCAGAUUAUUGGAGUGCCAUCUCUAAUGAAAAACAAAAUGAGGAGGGAAGUUUGCAUUCAGUGGAGGCUGUUGUAUGUGCAGAAACCAAUAAAAGAGCAUCAGGGAGAACAAUGCAGCUAGAAGAGACCUCCUCAAUGAAGUGCAGAGAUAGUAUUUCCUGUCAUCACCAAACACUAGAAGAGACACAGCAGAGUAUGUCUCACAAUCAUAAUACAACAAGAAACAAAACCAAGGAUUUUAGUAAAAUUCAGAAACCUGCUUCUAAAGACAAAGAAGAUCUAGAAACCAACAUGUACCAAGAAAUAACUCCAAAUGAGGAUAGAAACACUGAGCAGAUAAGGAGAAGCAAAAGAAUCAAAGAUAAAAUGAGACUAGAAGCCUAUUUUGUAAAUCCUUGUUGCCCUGUAUCACUUUCAAGAAUAAAUAGGAGGAAUAUUUUUGGUGAGACCUUACUUCAUAGAGCUGUUACUGAAGAAGAUAUAGACCUUGUACGUAACAUAAUAAAAUCUGGUGCAAAUGUAAAUGCUCAGGAUUAUGCUGGCUGGACUGCACUACAUGAAGCAAGUGUACAAGGCUGUUAUAGGAUAGCAAAUGAGCUUUUGAAAGCAGGAGCUGAUGUUAAUGCUAGAGGAAAAGAACAAAUAACACCAUUGCAAGAUGCAGUUAAGGAAGGCCAUUAUGAGGUGGCAGCAUUAUUGCUUUGGUAUGGAGCUGAUCCUUUAUUAAAAAAUGAGGGGGGGAGAUGUGCACUAGAAGAAGCUUCUGACCAAUCUAUGAAGAGACUGCUUAAAAGCUAUCUCCUAAAAUCCAGAAGACAUUCAGUAUCAGGUGGAGACGAUGCAGAGAAUACAUUAAGUGCUCGAAGUGUAGAUGGUACAGACCUGCACCAGUUUUCCUUACAGACAGAUGAGUCUGUACCAGCACGUGCAAAUCUUACUGGUACAGGGAGUGCAGACAUAUUGCAACAGACUACUGUAAAUGAGGUGCAAAACAUUCAUAUUAAUAUAUUGGACGAUGGAACCAGCUGCAUUGAACAGACACCUCAAACAAAUACAGAAGCAAUCUUAGCACGUGAGCUUUCAGCAGCUACUAGUGAAGAAAGUGUUUCUAGAAGUCUUUCUAAUUCUACUGGUGGUGCACUAAGUACCAUUGAGGAAAAGGCUCCACAACCAGAGAAAGGAUCGAGGAUUCUGCUUAAUGCAGAAGGAGGUGCUGAAGGCUGUCACAUGGAAGCAACUGAAAAUGCUAGCAGUAUAGAGAUCCAGUUUACAGCUUUACAACUCCUUGAAAAGAAAGCACAUCAAAUUAAACAUAAGAGACAGGAUCUUCAGGAGACCAACUCAAAAUCAGAUGAAGGAGGGUUUGCUGGAAUGAAUGGAAUAGAAAGCACUGAAGAAGGAAGUAGAAAAAGCAAUGUGUUCUCGCAGUUUACUGAAGCAGAAGAAAUCCAAACUAAAAGAAUGAGAUUAGACCUACAGGAGACAAGACAAAAGACAGACUUGUGUUCCACUAGCAGUAAAUACAAGCUUUCAUCUAGUCAAUCACAAUUCAAUCAAGCAUCAGAACAGCAAACGUCUAAGAAAUCAGGUGGAUCAAAGAAGAAAAAGAGAAAUGCAAAAGGAGAAACUAAGCUGCAUAUUGCUGCUAGGAGAGGAAAUUUGUCUUUGGUGAAAACUCUGAUAUCAUCUGGAAUUUGUGUCAAUGAACAGGACAAUGCAGGUUGGACAGCAAUUCAUGAAGCUUCCUAUGGUGGUUUUACUGAAGUGAUCUUAGAAUUACUGAAAGCUGGUGCUAAUGUUAACAGCAGAAGCAUGGAUGGUAUUUUGCCCAUACACGAUGCUGUUUCUGGCAAUUAUUUGGAGGCAGCCAGGAUUCUACUACAGCAUGGAGCAAAUCCCUGUGAGAGGGACAGUUAUGGGAAAAGUGCUUUGGAUGGAGCUUCUGAUGAUGAAAUGAAAGAGCUGCUUAAGUCUUAUGGUGCUAUUGACUCUGUACUUCCUGUUGAAACUAUUGAGGGUACAGAGAGGAGCUAUCUUAGGUCAAGAAGAGAAAAAAGUUGCUUUGAGUGCUGCAAAAAAGAUGAUGCAGCUUUGAAGCCACAACGUGAGAAAUCCUGUGUGGAGUCUGUUGUAGCCAUACAAGAUACCAAAAAGAAGCAGAAGGAACUGUUGCUACUUGAACUGAGAACUUCCAAAGAUGCAGGUCGAUAUGUGUAUGCCCAAAGGCUGUGUCAGAUACAAAAUACUUUGAAUGAAAUGUUUGCAAAACAGAAAACAGAAAGGGAUGCCCUUGCUAAAAAAUACAGGAAUUUAGUCAUAAAGCCACACUCUUAGAGAACGGCAAGAUCAAAACGAGUGAAAAUAAAAUACUUCAGAAUCCAGUUCAGUGGGUUAAAGACCUAUUAGGAAGUGAUAUUUCUGUGACAUGGAAGUAUGUGUGGAACAAGGUUACGUAUCAUGGGACACAGUUGUCAAAACUUCUUGUUGAAGAUGUGCAUGUUUCUAAUGACCUCGAAUUACCAUCACAACAAAGAGAGCCCUUGGGAAAUAAUUUUAUCAUAAGGGACCCCAGAAACCACACCCAGCACUGCCUGAGUCCCUGCACUGACUCUGUUCUGACCCUGUCUGCUCUGCCUGUUGGGAGCUUUGACCUGAGCAACAUGCAUCCAAAAACUCCACUGUUGCCUCAAACAGAAAUUGUGAAAACAUUGCUAUGCACUGAAAGAGAAGCAGCUGAAAGUCACACAGUUCCCAGAGAAUUAAGGAGCUCUUCUGUCCAGUUCAACUCAGUAGAAAGUCUGGCACAAGUGGUCAACGAGACAUUAGUUCUACGUACAGAGGAGUACCUACCUUGGUCUGUAAUGGAAAAGCACUGGAAUUUCUACGUAGCAUGUGAAGAUUUUGGAUUCUGAAGACUUCUUGAGUGCUAACAUUUAUUUAUUUUUUCAUCAUCAUUUAGAAGUAAACAUUUGAACUUCUAGAACCCAGUGCUUAGUUGUUCUCAUUCUGAUAAAUCAUUUGCCCAGCACUUGGAAUGGACUGAAAGAUUGUUUGAGUAAAUGAGAAACUGAAGAGUACUUUGUAGCAGGUGAAAGUGACUGUCAAUAUUGAAUUUUGUGCUUUAACAUCAUUAAAUGGGAAAGUAGACAAGGGCCUGUUAUACGCUGGUGCACAAUGAAAUAUAUUCUAUGUUGGUAAGUUUGUAUGAUACUCCACCAAUUUCUGUGCCUUCAAACGUUCCCAUGCUUGACUGUACCAGGCAGGUAUCAGCACCAAUGCUCACUUUUUACACCUAAACAUAGAUGCACUCUUCCAAAGCAUGUGCUAUCAGAAGUGUCUGCAAAUGCUUGUGCAGUAAUGUGAGCUAUUAGGCAGAAAUCAAGACAGGCAGCUUUGAAAAUAACCAGCAACUUUGCUUUACUGGGCAUGGUUAUAUACAAACCUUUGAGAACGGGAUGUAUGUUGGGAGAGGUUAGAAAAGGGCUCUUAGCCUUUCAAAGUGCUCAGGGAAAUUCCAUUGGUGUUUCAACCAAAUCUAUCUGAUAGUCAAAAAAUGCACUAGUGUUGGGCAGGAAAUACACCGAGCCCAUUCCUGGUAAAUGAUUUUUUCGGCAUAACAACAUCCUGGAUUCCCACCCUGAUCUGUGGAGGCUUUCUAUUUGUUUUUAUUUUACAAUGGGUGAAUCUGCCUCGGUAGCGUAUUUAUAACACAUUGACUGUCAUGAGAGUUAUCUGCAUUCAAGUGGCGUUCUUGCUCUUUCAUUCCCCGGAUCGUAAGGAGAGAUGAAAUAAUAACACCUACUGCUCCUAACUCCACUGAAUGGGGUGAGAAAUACCUCCUGUCGGUACCUAACAUCCUCAGUUCCCUAUCUGGAGGAGGAGGGCUGUUCUGCAGGGAUUUGAUUAGUGUCUUAAGUGGGAGAUGGUUCAGAGGAGAGAGAGGGCUCUGAUGGGCAGAGUUAGUGCUCUGCCCUGGGAUGCAUGAGCAAUCGUUGCCUGAUGGGCUGUAAAGAUUGGAAAAAAAAAAAAAAAAAAGCUGCCUCGAAGCCAAAAAAAAAGGUAAAGGCUGCUGAGUGACAGGUAUUUAGUAAAGGUCAGUUUCCACGCAAAAA